Tuber melanosporum (Perigord truffle) is the source of this 1450-nucleotide messenger RNA. RefSeq lists its product as uncharacterized. Bases 200 to 1171 code for a protein of 323 amino acids. NCBI's taxonomy places the organism in Eukaryota, Fungi, Ascomycota, Pezizomycetes, Pezizales, Tuberaceae. The record is from RefSeq and is a predicted model, not a curated record. The transcript has 5 exons.
CCUUAGGGUUAGGGUUUGCCGCCCACUCCCUCUUCUCCGCUCCCCUGCAUCAAGUUCAGAGCUCCCAACAUCUAGGGGCAACAACGAACACUACAGCCGCAAUACAUAGAGUUGGAUCACGCCUUCCUUCACUUUCACUCCACUUUACAAUAUUGACCGAGCCAUAAUACCUAUAUUCUUCUAAGACACCGCAGUUACCAUGACCGAACAAAUUAACGCCAUUAUCGAGCCUAAGCUCGAACCGAAGUAUGAUCAUUACGACUUUCCGAUCACCAACCCCAUGACGGGCAGUGGUCACUCUGGUCACGUUGAUGCUGAGCAAAACGCAAAGCUCUUUCAGCUAAGGAGUGAGCUUGAGAGCGAGGGGUGUACUGAGAGACUGGAUACGCUGACUUUGCUUCGGUUCUUGAGGGCAAGAAAAUUCGAUGUCCCAUUGGCAAAGGCCAUGUUCCUCGCUACGGAAAAGUGGCGAAAGGAGUUUGAAGUCGACAAGAUUGUUUCCACCUUCGAAUACACCGAAAAGCCCAAGGUAUUCGAGUACUAUCCUCAAUACUACCACAAGACAGAUAAGGAUGGCCGUCCCGUAUAUAUCGAACAGCUCGGCAAGAUAGAUCUCAAUGCAAUUUUAGCCAUCACCACCCAGGACCGCAUGCUCCAGAACCUCGUCCUGGAGUACGAGAGACUGGCGGAUCCCAGAUUACCGGCCUGCUCAAGGAAAGCUGGCCAUCUCCUUGAGACAUGCUGUACAAUUAUGGAUUUGAAAGGCGUUGGAGUUACAAGUAUCGGCUCAGUCUACACCUUCCUCAAGGCAGUGACUGCAAUCUCCCAAAACUAUUAUCCUGAGAGGCUUGGGAAGUUAUACAUCAUCAACGCCCCCUGGGGGUUCUCUAGCGCUUUCAGUGUUGUUAAGGCGUUCCUCGAUCCAGUGACCGUCGAUAAAAUCCAUAUCCUCGGCAGUGGCUACCAAGCGGAACUUCUGAAGCAGGUGCCCGCGGAGAACCUCCCCGUCAUCUUUGGCGGUACCUGCUCCUGCGAGGGGGGCUGUGAGCUGAGUGAUGCCGGCCCAUGGCAGGAGAAGCAAUACACAGAGACUGUGGUCAAGCCAACCACUACAACUACAGCGGCCGCACCCGAGCCUGCCCCAGCGGCCAUGGCAACAAGCACUGCUUAGAUCAGGCGUGCGGGGUAACGGAUUUAUCACGGCUUAAUUAGAUGUAGUCUUGUGGGCGUGGAUACCUGAAGUGAGGUUCCGGUGAGAUGUCUACGAGCAUUUAGUAAAAUACUAUUCAGAUAUUCAGAAUUGUUACUGUCUAAAGUUGAGGUUUAUUGCUGUUUUGGGGGGACUAGCCGUUGGAAUCUGGAAGGGGUUUAGUUUAGAGUGGCCUUGGCAUAUUUUUACGCUAAAAUCUAGACAAUCAACUUCUAAAUUCUAAAUUUUCUAAAAUCUAAA